AUGGAUGAGUCGUACAACAACAGGACGUCACUGGUGAAGGGCGCCAAGGACAUCGCCAAGGAGGCCAAACGCCACGCCGCUAAGAAGUUCAGCAAGGUCGUCAACCGCGCUUCGGACGAGUACUCCUCCCAACACAACUACAGCCAGUUCCAGAACGAGGAUGAAGACGAUGAUGACGGACGCUCCGCCUACACGCAGCCCGACGGCAAUGACCACUUCCCCGGUGGUCGCACCGCCAACGAUGAAGACGGGGAAGACUACGCCAGUGAUGCCACGGAGGGUCACGAUGAUGAAGAUGAGAUCUAUGAGGGGGAGUAUCAGGGGGUGCCUGCUGACGGGAAGCCUAGGGAUGGGCAUGAUUCUCUGGGUCAACUUGUCUCAGACAGCCUGAGGGACCGUAAGGACCUGGAGCAGGAGAGGCAGGCGGACGAGGAGGAGCUGGCCCAGCAGUAUGAGCUGAUCAUGCAGGAGUGUGGCCACGGCAGGUUCCAGUGGCAGCUGUUCUUUGUGCUGGGCAUGGCGCUAAUGUCUGAUGGGGUGGAGGUGUUCGUGGUGGGGUUCGUCCUGCCCAGCGCUGAGAUGGACAUGUGUGUCCCCAACUCUGGAGCAGGGUGGCUAGGUAAGGUAUGUGUGUGUGUGUGUGUGUGUGUGUGUGUGUGUUGGUAGAAACUAGUGAUGGGGGAAAAUAUCGAUACAGUUACAUAUCGGGAUAUUAUUUUUGAUGAUAUAUUGUAUCAUAUCGGUUUGACAAUAGUGCAAUAUUAUUUUUGCGCUAGUUGGGUAUACAGUUGAAGUCGGAAGUUUACAUACACUUAGGUUGGAGUCAUUAAAACUCGUUUUUCAACCACUCCACAAAGUUCUUGUUAACAAACUAUAGUUUUGGCAAGUCAGUUAGGACAUCUACCUUGUGCAUGACAUAAAGUAAUUAAUUCCAAAAAUUGUUUACAGACAGAUUAUUUCACUUAUAAUUCACUGUAUCACAAUUCCAGUGGGUCAGAAGUUUACAUACACUAAGUUGACUGUGCCUUUAAACAGCUUGGAAAAUUCCAGAAAAUGAUGUCAUGGCUUUAGAAGCUUCUGAUAGGCUAAUUGACAUAAUUUGAGUCAAUUUGAGGUGUACCUGUGGAUGUAUUUCAAGGCCUACCUUCAAACUCAGUGCCUCUUCGCUUGACAUCAUGGGAAAAUCAAAAGAAAUCAGCCAAGACCUCAAAAAAAAUUGUAGUCUGGUUCAUCCUUGGGAGCAAUCUCCAAAUGCCUGGAGGUACCACGUUCAUCUGUACAAACAAUAGUACGCAAGUAUAAACACCAUGGGACAACGCAGCUGUCAUACCACUCAGGAAGGAGAUGCGUUCUGUCUCCUAGAGAUGAACGUACUUUGGUGUGAAAAGUGCAAAUCAAUCCCAGAACAACAGCAAAGGACCUUGUGAAGAUGCUGGAGGUAACAGGUACAAAAGUAUCCAUAUCCACAGUAAAACGAGUCUUAUAUCGACAUAACCUGAAAGGCCGCUCAGCAAGGAAGAAGCCACUGCUCCAAAACCACCAUAAAAAAGCCAGACUACAGUUUGCAACUGCACAUGGGGACAAAGAUCGUAUUUUUGGGAGAAAUGUCCUCUGGUCUGAUGAAACAAAAAUAGAACUGUUUGGCCAUAAUGCCCAUCGUUAUGUUUGGAGGAAAAAGGGGGUACUUGCAAGCCGAAGACCACCAUCCCAACCGUGAAGCACGGGGGUGGCAGCAUCAUGCUGUGGGGGUGCUUUGCUGCAGGAGGGACUGGUGCACUUCACAAAAUAGAUUGCAUCAUGAGGAAGGAAAAUUAUCUCAAGACAUCAGUCAGGAAGUUAAAGCUUGGUCGCAAAUGGGUGUAUGUAAACUUCCGACUUCAACUGUAAGUGUUCAGACCCUUUACUCAUUUCUUUGUUGAGGCACCUUUGGCAGCGAUUACAGCCUCGAGUCUUCUUGGGUAUGAUACUACAAGCUUGGCACACCUGUAUUUGGGGAGUUUCUCCCAUUCUUCUCUGCAGAUCCUCUCAAGCUCUGUCAGGUUGAAUGGGGAGCGUCGCUGCACAGCUAUUUACUGGUCUCUCCAGAGAUGAUCGAUCGGGUUCAAGUCCGGGCUCUGGCUGGGCCACUCAAGGACAUUCAGAGGCUUGUCCCAAAGCCACUCCUGCGUUGUCUUGGCUGUGUGGUUAGGGUCAUUGUCCAGUUUGAAGGUUAACCUUUGCCCCAGUCUGAGGUCCUGAGCGCUCUGGAGCAGGUUUUCAUCAAGGAUCUCUCUGUACAUUCAUCUUUCCCUCGAUCCUGACUAGUCUCUCAGUCUCUUCCACUGAAAAACAUCCCCAUAGCAUGUUGCUGCCACCACCAUGCUUCACCGUAGGGAUGGUGCCAGGUUUCCUCCAGAUGUGACGCUUGGCAUUCAGGUCAAAGAGUUCAAUCUUGGUUUCUAUAGACCAGAUAAUCUUAUUUCUCAUGGUCUGAGAGUCCUUUAGGUGCCUUUUGGCAAACUCCAAGCGGGCUGUCAUGUGCCUUUUACUGAGGAAUGGCUUCUGUCUGGCCACUCUACCAGAAAGGCCUGAUUGGUGGAGUGCUGCAGAGAUGGAUGUCCUUCUGGAAGGUUCUCCCAUCACCACAGAGGAACUCUGGAGCUCUGUCAGAGUGACCAUCCAGUUCUUGGUCACCUGCCUGACCAAGGCCCUUCUCCCCCUUCUCCCCCGAUUGCUCAGUUUGGCUGGGCGGCCUGCUCUAGGAAGAGUCUUGGUGGUUCCAAACUGUUUCCAUUUAAGAAUGAUGGAGGCCACUGUGUUCUUGGGGACCUUCAAUGCUGCAGAAAUUUUUUGGUACCCUUCCCCAGAUCUGUGCCUCAACACAAUCCUGUCUCAGAGCUCUACGGACAAUUCCUUCGACGUCAUGGCUUGGUUUUUGCUCUGACAUGCACUGUCAACUGUGGGACUUUAUAUAGACAGGUGUGUGCCUUUCCAAAUAAUGUCCAAUCAAUUGAAUUUACCACAGGUAGACUCCAAUCCAGUUGUAGAAACAUCUCAAGGAUGAUCAAUGGAAACAGGAUGCACCUGAGCUCUAUUUCGAGUCUCAUAGCAAAGGAUCUGAAUACAUUUGCAAAAAUGUCAAAAACCUGUUUUUGCUUUGUCAUUAUGGGAUAUUGUGUGUAGAUUUAUGAUUUAAAUUUUAGAAUAAGGCUGUAACGUAACAAAAUAUGGAAAAGGUCAAGGGGUCUGAAUACUUUCCGAAUGCACUGUAUAGCGAGCAACAUGUUUGGAACAUCGAAUCGCAAUUAAAACACAGUAUCGAAUCAAAAUACAUAUAGAAUCGUGAGAAUCGCAAUACAUAUCAUCUCGGCCUAUGUAUCAUGAUAAUAUCGUAUCGUGAGGUCCCUGGCAAUUCCCAUCCCUAGUAGAAACGGGCAGUGAGGACAUUGGAUGCCAUUUACAACUGUGUUCUCAUUGCGUUAAAGCAUGUUGGGUUGUCAUGCCACCAGGUAUUUGUAUACUUGAGUAGGAGGUGUUUUCUCUCCCACCGCACUAGGGAGCAGUGUGUGUGUUGUUAGAGUCUACAGAAAAAUGAAUUCCAAGGCCACACAAACCCAGAUGCAGUUAACAUGUCAUCAUCAUUAUCCUCAUCUGAGGUAAUGGUGACUCACCCUAAAGAAACAGAGAUACCACCCACUGCGCACACCAAUUCAUCACCAAGUAAUUUCAACGAGGAUAAUUGGGUAAUAUUUGUUUGAAAUUACAACCUAUAUUCACACACCAGGGCGUUUCAGAGGGCAGGUGCUCAAUAUGAAAAAAGGGCACCUUUUUUUUUUUGCAUAUGCCUAUUUAUUCUUGCAACAACACACUCACUCAUCAUCACAAAUUGUAUCAAGCUUGUUACAGUGCCUCCUAAAGACAUGAUUGACAUCGGGAAAAGAGGGUGGUCAUUGAUGGUGAUGAUUGAUGUAAAUCUGCUAGUUAGCUAGCUCGAUUUCUUUUACUGAUUGUAAUUUACCUCACUGUCUUUCUGCCUCUCUCUGCUAUGCCUACCAGCCAACCAGACCGAAUGUUGAUGAUGAUGUAGGCUAAAUCAAGUGUUAUCAAGUGUUAAUCAAAUGUUAUGCUGCCGUGGCAGUACUGUUGAUAUUUAAAUUAGAUAGCUAUCUACACACACUCGACCGGUGACCGCAUCGCUCAAGCCAUGCAUGUUUGGAUACCAGGCGUGUGCAAUCUCUAUACAGGGCAGAAUGAAAAAAAAGGCAUAACCGUAUAUGGUAGAUCAACAGGCUACUGAACGGACAGGGUGGGGGGUGGCGAACUUGAUGACAACUUGUGGGCAGUGGUUUCCAAACAUCCAAAUUCCAAUGGAAAAACAAUGUCUGAUUUUUGGUUUAGUUGUCACCCAAAUGUCUAUCACUGUGCUUUCAACCAUUUAAAAGCACAGCAACGUAGAAAUGGGAAUACAAUGUCAGAUACUUGUUUAUUUAAACAACAGAUUCAUGUGUUAUCCCUGUGCUUCAUCUAAUAGCAGAACCAAAUGACCUGGAUUGCAGUUGAAAUUACAUUAAAAGUACAUGGUGCAAGUGAUCAAUGCCAUUCGAGAUUCUGCACAGACUAUUUCAGCAAUUGUGAAGAUCAAUUAAUCAAUCAAUCAAUCAAAUGUAUUUAUAAAGCCCUUUUUACAUCAGCAGAUGUCACAAAGUGCUUAUACAUAAACCCAGCCUAAAACACCAAACAGCAAGCAAUGCAGAUGUAGAAGCAUGGUGGCUAUGGAAAACUCUCUACAAAGGCAAGAACCUAGGAAGAAACCUAGAGAGGAACCAGGCUCUGAGGGGUGGCCAGUCCUCUUCUGGCUGUGCUGGGUGGAGAUUAUACGAGUACAUGGCCAUUAAGGCCAGAUCGUUCUUCAAGAUGUUCAAAUGUUUGUGACCAGCAGGGUCAAAUAAUAAUCAGAGUGGUUGUAGAGGGUGCAACAGGUCAGCACCUCAGGUGUAAAUGUCAGUUGGCUUUUCAUAGCCGAGAAUUCAGAGGUCGAGACAGCAGGUGUGGUAGAGAGGGAGGGAGAGAGAGAGAGAGAGAGCGCGAGAGAGAGGGAGAGGGAGAGAGAGGGUCAAAAACAGCAGGUCCAGGACAAGGUAGCAUGUCCGGUGAACAAGUCAGGGUUCCAUAGCCACAGGCAGAAAAGUUGAAACUGGAGCAGCAGCACGACAAGGUAGCACAUCCGGUGAACUGGUCAGGGUUCCAUAGCUAUAGGCAAAACAGCAGAAACUGGCUCAGCAGCACGCUCUCCACAGACCUGCGACGACCUCUGCAUGCUAUCUUGAACAUGCACACUUUAUAUGAUUACAUAAGAAGAUGGCAUCCAUUUAUAGUUACAGGAUCAAGGCGGAACAACAUGGUUGUGGACGGAAUUGCAGAAUCUCCACAUGAGACCUGGACAGAGUCUGAGGACAAAGUGAGGGAAAUGGAAGAUGGACCACAGGAAGAUUGAAGGGGAGCGUACCCACAGGACUGGAAAAACAACCACCUGCCCAGGUGACAGGCCCAGGCCGAUAGUGGUCAAGUUCCUGAGGUUCAAGUAAAAGGUAGCUGUUCUGGAAAGAGCCAAGAACUUGGGAGGAACGUACAUCUUCCUCAACGAGGACUAUCCUGAAGCUGUGUGCCAGAAGAGGGAAGAUCUUAUCCCAGCCAUGAAAGCUGCCAGAGCGCGUGGGGACAUUGCUUACAUCCGCUAUGACAGGCUCAUUGUCCACCCUCCCUCCCAAAAGCCUGGGCGGGAUGAGAGAGCCAAGCCUAUUGGUUCGUAGCUUCAACCCCACAGCACACACACACACUUACACACACCAACUGAUUAAUGGACUGCUGAAUGUAUAUUUUUUUAUCUUGCUUUGUUUGCUCUUUUCCAUAUUAUGUCUAUCUCUGAUAAGCUACCCAGGAAAGGGCUGAAAAUAUCCCAUAUUAAUAUAUGUAGCCUUAGAAAUAAGGUUAAUGAAAUCAAUAACUUGCUAAUAUCAGAUAACAUUCAUAAAUUUGCCAUUUCUGAGACUCACUUACAGUAUAUAGUUCAUUUGAUGAUACAGCAGGAGCAAUACAAGGAUAUAACAUCUCUGUAGCUCAAUUGGUAGAGCAUGGCGCUUGUAACGCCAGGGUAGUGGGUUCGAUCCCCGGGACCACCCAUACGUAAAAAUAUAUGCACACAUGACUGUAAGUCGCUUUGGAUAAAAGCGUCUGCUAAAUGGCACAUUAUUAUAUUAUUAUAGAAGAGACAGGAAUGCUUAUGGGGGAGGUGUUGCUGUAUAUAUUCAGAGCCAUAUCCCUGUAAUGCUUAGAGAAGAUCUUAUGUCAAGUGUUAUUGAAGUGUUGUGGUUGCAUGUUCACCUGGCACAUCUAAAACCUUUUAUGUUGGGGUGUUGCUAUAGGCCACUAAGUGCUAACAGUCAGUAUCUAAAUAAUAUGUGUGAAAUGCUUGAUAGUGUAUGUACACUACCGGUCAAAAGUUUUAGAACACCUACUCAUUCAAGGAUUUCUCUUUUCUACAUUGUAGAAUAAUAGUGAAGACAUCAAAACUAUGAAAUAACACAUUUGGAAUCAUGUAAUAACCAAAACAGUGUUAAACAAAUCAAAAUAUAUUUUAUAUUUGAGAUUCUUCAAAGUAGCCACCCUUUGCCUUGAUGACAGCUUUGGACACUCUUGGCAUUCUCUCAACCAGCUUCACCUGGAAUGCUUUUCCAACAGUCUUGAUGGAGUUUCCAACAGUCUUGAUGGAGGUCGGGUGAUUGUGGAGGCCAGGUCAUCUGAUACAGCACUCCAUCACUCUCCUUCUUGGUCAAAUAGCCCUUACACAGCCUGGAGGUGUGUUGGGUCAUUGUCCUGUUGAAAAACAAAUGAUUGUCCCACUAAGCCCAAACCAGAUGGGAUGGCGUAUCGCUGCAGAAUGCUGUGGUAGCCAUGCUGGUUAAGUGUGCCUUGAAAUCUAAAUAAAUCACAGACAGUGUCACCAGCAAAGCACCCCCACACCAUCACACCUCCUCCUCCGUGCUUCACGGUGGGAACUACACACGCGGAGAUCAUCCGUUCACCUACAUUGCAUCUCACAAAGACACAGCAAAUUUGGACUCCAGACCAAAGGACACAUUUCCACCGGUCUAAUGUCCAUUGCUCGUGUUUCUAGGCCCAAGCAAGUCUCUUCUUCUUAUUGGUGUCCUUUAGUAGUGGUUUCUUUGCAGCAAUUCGACCAUGAAGGCUUGAUUCACGCAGUCUUCUUUGAACAAUUGAUGUUGAGAUGUCUGUUACUUGAACUCUGUGAAGCACUUAUUUGGGGUGCAAUUUCUGAGGCCGUGUGAUGGAUGAUUUCGAAAGAGUCAGGCGCAGGAGGGUAAAUCACAAAAUAACAGGAUUUAUUCCGGAACACAGUUACGCAGUAAUGUGUCAAAACACUCCAGUGCGCAAAACAGGCGCACUGGAAGCAACAAGGCACACAGGGAAAUAUCCCGGCGAUACAAAAUACUAGGAGCUCCACCGAGCUUCACUAACCUCACAAUAAACAAUCACACACAAAGACAAGGGGCCAUAGGGAACACAUAUACAGGUAAUGAUGAGGGGAUAUGAACCAGGUGUGUGUAAUAAACAAGACAAAACAAAUGGAAUGAUGAGAUGCGGAGCGGCAGUGGCUAGAAGGCCUGUGACGACGAACGCCGAAGCCUGCCCGAACAAGGAGAGGAGGCAGCUUCGGAGGAAGUCAUGACAGGCUGGUAACUCUAAUGAACUCCUCUGCAGCAGAGGUAACUCUGGGUCUUCCUUUCCUGUGGCGGUCCUCAUGAGAGCCAGUUCAUCAUAGCGCUUUAUGGUUUUUGCGACUGCACUCGAAGAAACUUUCAAAGGUCUUCACAUUUUCCGUAUUGACUGACCUUCAUGUCUUAAAGUAAAGAUGGACUGUUAUUUCUCUUUGCUUAUUUGAGCUGUUCUUGCCAUAAUAUGGACUUGGUCUUUUACCAAAUAGGGCUAUAUUCUGUAUACCCUCCCCCGCUACCUUGUCACAGCACAACUGAUUGGCUCAAACACAUUAAAAAGGAAAGAAAUUCCACAAAUUAACUUUUAACAAGGUACACCUGUUAAUUGAAAUGCAUUCCAGGUGACUACCUCAUGAAUCUGGUUGAGAGAAUGCCUAUAGUAUGCAAAGCUGUCAUCAAGGCAAAGGGUGGCCUUAUAUUUUGAGUUGUUUAACACUUUUUUGGUUACUACAAGAUUCCAUAUGUGUUAUUUCAUAGUUUUGAUGUCUUCACUAUUAUUCUACAAUGUAAAAAAUAGUAAAAAUAAAGAAAAACCCUGGAAUGAGUAGGUGUGUCCAAACUUUUGACCGGUACUGUACGUAAACAGAGAGGUCUACUUUGACUGGUUUUCAUCAACCUGUCCGCUCAAGAGGAAGCUUCUCACUGUAAACAGUACCUGUAAUCUGGUUCAGGUUAUUAAUCAACCUACCAGAGUGUUUACAAACACUACAGGAACAAGAUCAUCCACAUGUAUUGAUCACAUUUGUGACUUGUUUCAGGAAACUAGGCGUAUGUCGUUUGUCACUACUUCACAGGGGUGCCAUUUGAACAUAAGCUUUUAUUUUUAUCAAAAUGCUCCACUUUCUGGAGGACUGAGUUGGAAUCAGUGGAAUUAGAGUAGGAUAGCUAAGGAGAUGGAGAAGAUUCUGGCGUAUGAUUGCAAAUAUGCAGACGGAGUCGAAAAGAGAACACACAGAAGGCUCUGGAUUACAUCUUCAAACUAAGGGCAACUAUGGCAUCCGUGACAGAGAGGGAGAAGCAUCCAUCCAUGUAUACGGGUAAGAGAGUCUAGCUAGCUCCAUUUUCAGAUAUUACACAUUUCUAAUUUUGUCAGAAAGUUGUUUUCAUUUCAAGUUAAAGUGUACUGUUAGCUAGCUAGCUAACGUUAGCUGGCUGGCUAGCUAGCUAACAUUACGUGUUUGAUCUGUGUAGUAAUAUUAUUCGUAUCGCAGCGCCAUUCACAUUGCUAAUUAUACCCUAAUGUUAGCUAGCUAACAUUGAACCUGGCUGGUUAGGUACCUGCAGAUUCAUGCAGGGUAGUAACAUUAUGAGUUGGGAUUAUGGUUCAUUGUUUAGCUAGCUAGCUACAUGUCUAAACAAAAGACACCACUAUGCAAGUAACUAUUUCAAUAGAAUGUUUAUGAUGUCACUGCGAAAACUGUCAAUAGACGUAGCUGGUAAAUUCGCUGACGAAUUUAGGAAUGCUCAACACCCAUUGAAUAUGGCCUGUGUCAGUAAAAAAACGUUGGCAAAAAACGUGUAAUUAAAUUGUUGCCAGCAGCACAAUUGCAGUCACCAACGCUUUGGAUAACAUAAAAACAGCCUAACCAGCUCUGCUAGGGCGAGUAAAAUGGUCAGAAUGAGCUGUCAUUUGUGUCUGAAAGUAGCUCACAAGCUAUCCAACAUUAGCCAGUUAGCUUGACUGCUGUUGUUAGGUCAGAACGCUCAGAUCAACCCUACUUUUCGGCCAGAGCGUCCAGUGUGCGCUCCAAGAACAAAACGCUCUGAAUUUACGAAUGGCCAAUCUGACAACGCUCUGAGUUUACGAACACCCAGAGCACACUCUAGCACUCCAGAUUAAGUUUACGAACACACCCGUAGUAUAAACCAUGCUUUAGUCUUGAAAUCUUUGGUUGUUUAGUACAUAGCCUCAGAUGUGAAUCCUUAAAGAGAUGGGUGGGGCUAAAGCUUAAAAGGUUGUGAAUGAUGCUGAAUGGAUGUAGACAAAGAAGAGCUCUCCAGUAGGUACCAAAACAUUCAAGGGCCAUUUUCUCAAAAGAGAGGUUACAAGUUUAUCAACUUUCAAAGCAGAAUUACUUUCCCAUUGUUCCUCAACUGUAGUGUGUGAUAUACCAUUUUUCUAGCUCUGAGUCUCUACUUUUAUCCAAUGUAAAAAGCACAAUUUCAAAUGUUGCUACAUAAGACCGAAUCGAGCUGGUCGGUCACAUUUUUACUAAUACUGUAGAACUUUGUUCUAAAGCUACAGUGGGGGAAAAAAGUAUUUAGUCAGCCACCAAUUGUGCAAGUUCUCCCACUUAAAAAGAUGAGAGAGGCCUGUAAUUUUCAUCAUAGGUACACGUCAACUAUGACAGACAAAAUGAGAUUUUUUUUCUCCAGAAAAUCACAUUGUAGGAUUUUUAAUGAAUUUAUUUGCAAAUUAUGGUGGAAAAUAAGUAUUUGGUCAAUAACAAAAGUUUCUCAAUACUUUGUUAUAUACCCUUUGUUGGCAAUGACACAGGUCAAACGUUUUCUGUAAGUCUUCACAAGGUUUUCACACACUGUUGCUGGUAUUUUGGCCCAUUCCUCCAUGCAGAUCUCCUCUAGAGCAGUGAUGUUUUACAUUUACAUUUUACAUUUAAGUCAUUUAGCAGACGCUUUUAUCCAGAGCGACUUACAGUUAGUGAAUACAUAUUUUUUUUUAUACUGGCCCCCCGUGGGAAUUGAACCCACAACCCUGGCGUUGCAAACGCCAUGCUCUAUCAACUGAGCUACAUCCCUGCCGGCCAUUCCCUCCCCUACCCUGGACGACGCUGGGCCAAUUGUGCGCCGCCCAUGAGUCUCCCGGUCGCGGCCGGCUGCGACAGAGCCUGGAUUCGAACCAGGAUCUAGUGGCACAGUUAGCACUGCGAUGCAGUGCCUUAGACCACUGCGCCACUCAGGCUAACCUGUUUUGGGGCUGUCGCUGGGCAACACGGACUUUCAACUCCCUCCAAAGACUUUCUAUGGGGUUGAGAUCUGGAGACUGGCUAGGCCACUCCAGGACCUUGAAAUGCUUCUUACGAAGCCACUCCUUCGUUUCCCGGGCGGUGUGUUUGGGAUCAUUGUCAUGCUGAAAGACCCAGCCACGUUUCAUCUUCAAUGCCCUUGCUGAUGGAAGGAGGUUUUCACUCAAAAUCUCACGAUACAUGGCCCCAUUCAUUCUUUCCUUUACACGGAUCAGUCGUCCUGGUCCCUUUGCAGAAAAACAGCCCCAAAGCAUGAUGUUUCCACCCCCAUGCUUCACAGUAGGUAUGGUGUUCUUUGGAUGCAACUCAGUAUUCUUUGUCCUCCAAACACGACGAGUUGAGUUUUUACCAAAAAGUUCUAUUUUGGUUUCAUCUGACCAUAUGACAUUCUCCCAAUCCACUUAAGGAUCAUCCAAAUGCACUCUAGCAAACUUCAGACGGGCCUGGACAUGUACUGGCUUAAGUAAAGGACACGUCUGGCACUGCAGGAUUUGAGUCCCUGGCGGCGUAGUGUGUUACUGAUGGUAGGCUUUGUUACUUUGGUCCCAGCUCUCUGCAGGUCAUUCACUAGGUCCCUCUGUGUGGUUCUUGGAUUUUUGCUCACCGUUUUUGUGAUCGUUUUGACCCCACGGGGUGAGAUCUUGCGUGGAGCCCCAGAUCGAGGGAGAUUAUCAGUGGUCUUGUAUGUCUUCCAUUUCCUAAUAAUUGCUCCCACAGUUGAUUUCUUCAAACCAAGCUGCUUUCCUAUUGCAGAUUCAGUCUUCCCAGCCUGGUGCAGGUCUACAAUUUUGUUUCUGGUGUCCUUUGACAGCUCUUUGGUCUUGGCCAUAGUGGAGUUUGGAGUGUGACUGUUUGAGGUUGUGGACAGGUGUCUUUAAUACUGAUUGAACAAGUUCAAACAGGUGCCAUUAAUACAGGUAACGAGUGGAGGACAGAGGAGCCUCUUAAAGAAGAAGUUACAGGUCUGUGAGAGCCAGAAAUCUUGCUUGUUUGUAGGUGACCAAAUACUUAUUUUCCACCAUAAUUUGCAAAUAAAUUCAUUAAAAAUCCUACAAUGUGAUUUUCUGGAUUUGUUUUUCUCAAUUUGUCUGUCAUAGUUGACGUGUACCUAUGAUGAAAAUUACAGGCCUCUCUCAUCUUUUUAAGUGGGAGAACUUGCACAAUUGGUGGCUGACUAAAUACUUUUUUUCCCCACUGUAUAUCCGUACUUAUUGGAUGCAGUGAUCACAAAGAGUUCCAAAUGCUGGGCCUAAAAUAGAAUGUACAGUUGAAGUCGUAAGUUUACAUACACCUUAGCCAAAGACAUUUAAACUCAGUUCUUCACAAUUCCUGACAUUUAAUCCUAGUAAAAUUCCCUGUCUUAGGUCAGUUAGGAUCACCACUUUAUUUUAAUAAUGGGAAAUGUCAGAAUAAUAGUAGAGAGAAUGAUUUAUUUCAGGAUUUAUUUCUUUCAUCACAUUCCCAGUGGGUCAGAAGUUUACAUACACUCAAUUAGUAUUUGGUAGCAUUGCCUUUAAAUUGUUUAACUUGGGUCAAACGUUUCGGGUAGCCUUCCACAAGCUUCCCACAAUAAAUUGGGUGAAUUUUGGCCCAUUCCUCCUGACAGAACAGGUGUAACUGAGUCAGGUUUGUAGGCCUCCUUGCUCGCACACGCUUUUUCAGUUCUGCCCACAAAUGUUCAAUAGGAUUGAGGUCAGGGCUUUGUGAUGGCCACUCCAAUACCUUGACUUUGUUGUCCUUAAGCCAUUUUGCCACAACUUUGGAAGUAUGCUUGGGGUCAUUGUCCAUUUGGAAGACCCAUUUGCGACCAAGCUUUAACUUCCUGACUGAUGUCUUGAGAUGUUCCUUCAAUAUAUCCACAUCAUUUUCCUUCCUCAUGAUGCUAUCUAUUUUGUGAAGUGCACCAGUCCCUCCUGCAGCAAAGCACCCCUACAGCAUGAUGCUGCCACCCCCGUGCUUCACGGUUGGGAUGGUGUUCUUCGGCUUGCAAGCAACCCCCUUUUUCCUCCAAACAUAACAAUGGUCAUUAUGGCCAAACAGUUCUAUUUUUGUUUCAUCAGACCAGAGGACAUUUCUCCAAAAAGUACGAUCUUUGUCCCCAUGUGCAGUUGCAAACCGUAGUCUGGCAUUUUUAUGGCGGUUUUGGAGCAGUGCCUUCUUCCUUGCUGAGCGGCCUCGUUUUACUGUGGAUAUAGAUACUUUUGUACCUGUUUCCUCCGGCAUCUUCACAAGGUCCUUUGCUGUUGUUCUGGGAUUGAUUUGCACUUUUCACACCAAAGUACGUUCAUCUCUAGGAGACAGAACGUGUCUCCUUCCUGAGCGGUAUGAUGGCUCUGUGGUCCCAUGGUGUUUAUACUUGCGUACUAUUGUUUGUACAGAUGAACGUGGUACCUUCAGGCAUUUGGAAAUUGCUGGCAAGGAUGAACAAGACUUGUGGAGGUCUAAAAAAAAAAUUCUGAGGUCUUGGCUGAUUUAUUUUAUUUUCCCAUAAUGUCAAGCAAAGAGGCACUGCGUUUGAAGGUAGGCCUUGAAAUACAUCCACAGGUACACCUCCAAUUGACUCAAAUUAUGUCAAUUAGCCUAUCAGAAGCUUCUAAAGCCAUGACAUCAUUUUCUGGAAUUUUCCAAGCUGUUUAAAGGCACAGUCAACUUAGUGUAUGUAAACUUCUGAACCACUGGAAUUGUGAUACAGUGAAUUAUAAGUUAAAUAAUCUGUCUGUUAACAAUUGUUGGAAAAAUUACUUAUGUCAUGCACAAAGUAGAUGUCCUUACCGAUUUGCCAAAACUAUAGUUUGUUAAGAAGAAAUUUGUGGAGUGGUUGAAAAACAAGUUUAAAUGACUCCAACCUAAGUGUAUGUAAACUUCCGACUUCAACUGUAUAUCCGAAUGCCGCUGGUUCUCGUUCUAAUCUUCGUCUUGGCAUUUAUUCCCUAAUUUUCCUUCUUAUCUUUCUCUCUUUACUUCUUUAUAUAUUUGUUUAUACCUGGACGGCUAGUCAAUAUCUCAAAUAGUAUUACUAUUUCCUGUAUCCACCACUGUUUAAAUUCUAAUCCUCCUGGUAACGUGAAUUUUUCCACACUAAGUAUGUCAAUGAUCAUUCACGCACCAUCUAUUCUUCUCCUCCUAAUGUGAGAUUGGGCACGCCCUCUCCCCACCAGAGACAGAAGCUAUAAGCGACCUCAAAUAUAGUCCCUCUCCUGAUCCACUUCCUCAACACAGAAAAAUUAUAUUAUUCGCAGGAUUUCUUGUUCUUUUCUGAUCACCCACACAGAUGAGCAGCCCUACUCUACCUAGCGUUUUCUAUAUUUUGCAGCCCUUGCGGCUAUAUUCGCUUCUGUUCACCUACUCAGGAUAACCAGCGCUACUUCCAAUUAUUACAUAACCUACUCAGGAUGAUCAAAACUACUACUCCACCUAGUGGCAAUUUAUACAGCAUACAACUAGGACAAACAUCUUGUUUACCGUCCUAUAAAUAACCGGGACAAACAUCUCGUUUACCGCCCCUCACACAACUAGGACAAACAUCUCGUUUACCGUCCUAGCACUCCAGAGUGAACAAUUACACUAACCAUCGGCUUUAUACUUGGAAUUUGCCCUAAAUCCUAUCACCAAGUCAACAUAUAUAUAGUCUCACCUCGGAAUUUCUAACUAUCACCUAGAUGGUCUGAGUCAGUUUCCAACAGGUUUAUCUAUUAAGAGUUUGGUAAUAAAUCAAUAUAUACCACAAUGUAGGCUUCAUCUCUUAAAUGAACAGCAUACUGUGAGUGAGGCGCCACUUACGUGUCAGAAUAACUCAUCAAUCACACAGUGCUUUGUUCAAAUUACAGACUUUAGAUAUAACAGGCGUCUGCUUACCUUUAGGAAUUAGUUGCGCAGCACAGUAGGUCGAUGCUCACUCCAACGGCGGGUAGUCACUCACUCCUGGCAAGCUCGCCAAAAUUUAGAGGAUUCUUUGCACAGUGCUGAUAUUCUCUUAUUCUUAAACAAACCAAAAGCUUUAGAAUAUGACACAGACAAUGACUUCUGAGUAUAUGUAAAAUAUCUUUAGUUAUGCAAUUGCAGGGAGAAGUUUCCCGAGUGGCGCAGUGGUCUAAGGCACUGCAUCGCAGUGCUAGCUGUGCCACUAGAGAUCCUGGUUCGAAUCCAGGCUCUGUCGUAGCCGGCCGCGACCGGGAGACCCAUGGGGCGGCGCUCAAUUGGCCCAGCGUCAUCCAGGGUAGGGGAGGGAAUUGCCGGCAGGGAUGUAGCUCAAUUGGUAUAACGUGGUGUUUGCAAUGCCAGGGUUGUAGAUUCCCACGGGGGACCAGUAUGACAUUUUUUAAAAGAAUGUAUGCACUCACUAACUGUAAGUCGCUCUGGAUAAGAGCGUCUGCUAAAUGACUAAAAUGUAAAUGUAGAAGUUAAUACAGAAUCACACAGGAUUUGGAUGGCUCCUCAAAAGUUCUACAAAAGUGUCUAAAGCAAUCUCUGCUUUUUAUACAAGUACUUUUUGAGGAUCUGGGGACCCAUGCCAAUUCUUUUCAGUCUCCUGAGGGGGAAAAGGCGUUGUCUUGCCCUCUUCACGACUUUCUUGGUGUGUUUGGAACAUGAUAGUUUGUUGGUCAUAUGGACACGAAGGAACUUGAAACUCUCAACCCGUCCACUACAGCCCCGUCGAUGUGAAUGGGGGCGUGUUUGGCCCUCCUUUUCCUGUAGUCCACGGUCAUCUCCUUUGUCUUGCUGGCGUUGAGGGAGAGGUUGUUGUCCUGGCACCACACUGCCAGGUCUCUGACCUCCUCCCUAUAGGUUGUCUAAUAUUUGUUGGUGAUCAGGCCUACCACCAUUGUGUCGUCAGCAAACUUAAUGAUGGUGUUGGAGUCGUGCUUGGCCACGCAGUUGUGGGUGAACAGGGAGUACAUGAGGGGACUAAGCACGCACCCCUGAGGGGCCCCCAUGUUGAGGAUCAUCGUGGCAGACGUGUUGUUGCCUACCCUUACCACCUGGGGGCGGCCCGUCAGGAAGUCCAGGAUCCAGUUGCAGAGGGAGGUGUUUAGUCCCAGGGUCCUUAGCUUAGUGAUGAGCUUUCUGGGCACUAUGGUGUUGAAAGCUGAGCUGUAGUCAAUGAACAACAUUCUCACAUAGGUGUUCCUUUUGUCCAGGUGGGAAAGGGCAGUGUGGAGUGCGAUUGAGAUUGUGUCAUCUGUGGAUCUGUUGGGGCGGUAUGCGAAUUGGAGUGGGUCUAGGGUUUCUGGGAUGAUGGUGUUGAUGUGAGCCAUGACCUUUCAAAGCACUUCAUGUCUACCGACGUGGGGGAUAUUUCCUGCUUUAGUUUUUGCUUGUAAGCAGGAAUCAGAAGGAUAGAAUUAUGGUCAGAUUUGCCAAAUGGAGGGCGAGGGAGAGCUUUGUACACGUCUCUGUGUGUGGAGUAAAGGUAGGUAGAAAUUAGGUUAAUUGGAUUUAAGUUUGCCUGCAUUAAGGUCCCCGGCCACUAGAAACGCCGCUUCUGGAUGAGCAUUUUCUUGUUUGCUUAUGGCUUUAUUCAGCUCGUUGAGUGUGGUCUUAGUGCCAGCGUUGGUUUGUGGUGAUAAAUAGACGGCUAUGAAAAAUAUAGAUGAAACCUCUCUUGGUAGAUAGUGUGGUCUACAGCUUAUCGUGAGGUACUCUAACUCAGGCGAGCAAUACCUUGAGACUACCUUAAUAUUAGACAUCGCUCACCAGCUGUUAUUGACAAAUAGACACACACCCCCACCCCUCGUCUUACCGGACGUAGCUGUUCUAUCCUGCCGAUGCACGGAAAACCCAGCCAACUGUAUAUUAUCCCUGUCGUCAUUCAGCCACGACUCUCUGAAACAUAAGAUAUUACAGUUUUUAAUGUCCCGUUGGUAGGAUAGUCUCGAACGGAGCUCAUCCAGUUUAUUCUCCAGUGAUUGCACGUUGGCCAAUAGAACGGAUGGUUGAGGCGGGUUAACCACAUGCCGACAAAUUCUCACAAGGUACCCUGAUCUGCGCCCUGGUAUCUCCUUCUUUUCUUCACAAAUGACGGGGAUUUAGGCCUUGUCCGGGAGUAACAUUAUAUCCUUCUCGUCAGACUCAUUAAAGAAAAAAUCUUCGUCCAGUUCGAGGUGAGUAAUCGCUGUUCUGAUACCCAGAAGCUCUUUUUGGUCAUAAGAGACGGUAGCAUAAAUGUUAUGUACAAAAUAAGUUACAAACAAAGCGAAAACACACAAAAUAGCACAAUUGGUUAGGAGCCCGUAAAACGGCAGCCAUCCCCUCCGUCACCAUUUUUCUGGACAAUAAUCAAGAUGAGAUAAAUCAAGUUUUAGACCUCAGCUGUAUCUAAUAAUGAAUGGUGUGGCUGUUGAACAAGUUGAGGAGACUAAAUUACUUGGUGUUACCUUAGAUUGCAAACUGUCAUGGUCAAGACAUAUAGAUUAAAUGGUUGUAAAGAUGGGGAGAAGUAUGUCUGUAAUAAAUAGAUGCUGUGCUUUUUUGACACCACACUCCACAAAGCAAGUCCUGCAGGCUCUAGUUUUAUCAAAUCUUGAUUAUUGUCCAGUCAUAUGGUAAAGUGCUGCAAAGAAAGACCUAGUUAAGCUGCAGCUGGCCCAGAACAGAGUGGCACGUCUUGCUCUUCAUUGUAAUCAGAGGGCUAAUAUUAAUACUAUGCAUGCCAGUCUCUCUUGGCUAAGAGUUGAGGAGAGACUGACUGCGUCACUUCUUGUUUUUAUAAGAAACAUUCAUGUGUUGGAAAUUCCAAAUAGUUUGCAUAGUCAACUUACACACAGCACUGACACACACACAUUUACCCCACCAGACAUGCCACCAGGGGUCUUUUCACAGUCCUCAGGUCCAGAACAAAUUCAAGAAAACGUACAGUAUUAUACAGAGCCAUGAGUGCAUGGAACUCCCUUCCAUCUUAAAUAGUGCAAGUGAACAGCAAACCUUGUUCCAAAAACAAAUAAAGCAACACCUCACGGCACAACGCCUCUCCCCCUUGUGACCUAGUUGUUGUGUGUAUGUACUGACAUAUAUGUGUAACUGAUAGAUGCACACACACACACUACAUGUUAAUGUUUUUAAUUGUAUGUAAAUUGUAAUGUAUUUUGUCUGUAAUGUCGGACCCCGGUUAGACUAACUGUCGCCACUGGCGUCGGCUAGUGGGGAUCCUAAUAAUAAAAAAUUAUAAAAAACUACAAAUGUGGCCAUGGAUGUGUUACUCAUUUUAAGUUUGUAAGAUAGCCUUAACUUGAGGCUAUUUGCUUCAUUACAUAAGUAAUAUUGAAUUGUGUUUGGUUGACAACACAACCAAAUAUCAACAUUUAAAGUAGAUGUAUCUACUGCAUGGAUAGUUCCAUCUGAGCCACUGACUUAAUCCCAUAUUUGUACUUUUAUUUUUGGUUGAAUUGGAGACGUGAGUCCAACAUAUAAUUAGUUAACUUGUCGACAAGUUAAGAGGCUAUUUAUUGUAUUUCAAAAGUGAUAUUGAAAAUGCUCAUCCAACCAAGUAUCAAAAUUUGAAGGAGAUGUAUCUUCUGCUUGGCUAGUUUAAUUCCAGUUUGUCUACAAAUUAAUAAUUGAAAUGUUGGAUUCACGUAUCCAUCUGAACAAAAAAUCUAAGUUAAAGUUAAAUCAAAUCAAAUCAAACUUUAAAUGCACUUUAAAUAAAGUUUGAUUUGAUUUAGUCGUAGGGUGGCAGGUAGCCUAGCAGUUAAGAGCGUUGGGCCAGUAACUGAAAGGUUGCUGGUUCAAAUCCUAGAGCCGACUAGGUGAAAAAUCUGCCAAUGUACCCUUGAGCAAGGCACUUAAUCAUAAUUACUCAUGUAAGUUGCUCUGGAUAAGAGUGUCUGAUAAAUGUAGUCCUAUUCUUUAACUUAGAUUUUGGGUUGAGAUGGAGAUGGGAAUCCAACAUAAUACUUAUUAAUUUGUAGACAAACUGGAAUUAAUGUCAGACACUAAAUAUCAUACAAUUUUAAAUCAACCAGACCUUGAAACCCACGGCCGGCCCGCUCAUUAGGCAGCAACUCCAACAACAACACAUAAAACCUCACAUAAUUUUGCCCCAAAACAAUGACAAUUGCUUUCAACCAGUGGCAUAAGGGCUUUUUAGGCGAGCGUUGAUGCUGCCCUGUGACAAGCAGUGCUGUUGGAGAGACGCAUCGCUGUGGCGCUCCACCAACAUUCUGUCCAAAAAAUCAUCUAACAUAAAUCAUGUAGCAAAUAUAGGAUACUGUAGAAAGAGUAUGUGGCCUUUUCUGUAGCCUACAGGCUGGAGAUAAUACAAUGUAUGACAAUGUAAUGAGAUGGACACUUUUUACAUCAUGCAGGUUUCAUCCGAUCAAAUAGCCUAACCAAUCAAAUAAAAAAUGCGGUGUCAUGUUAACAAACAACAUAUCUUAAAAACAGGACAGGUCAAAGUAAAAUUAACAAUAUGGAAUGGACAAUCACAACUGUUGUCCAGGAGUUUUACCCCAUUGUCAUGAUCAGUGAUUUCAAGUUUGUAUCUGUAAAUUAUUGACAAGCUGAUCAUAGCGAAAAAGAAAAUACUUCUGCAAUUUCCGCUGUGUAAACACUUUGCAAAUAGGCUCACAAUAACUCCUGGUAAAGUUGGGUAGCUGAUAUUCAGAGCUUAAAUAGCCAAAUUGAUUAGUCACAGGAAUCAGGACUAAUAAAGCCAAUGCAACAGCCUGUUUUACAAAUGGUGGGCCAACCACAUGGAUGGGCAUUCAUAAAAUUCCAUUGUGGGCCAACAUGGUAGGCUACACCCAAGUAAGCAAGAGCUGACGUCUUUUGGAUGUCUUGUUUUGGUGUUUUAUAAACGAUAGGCUUACCACGUAGAUGGGCAUUCAUAACAUUAAAUUUCAGGCAACACUGUAGGCUACACCUCAGUAAGCAUGGGCCGACGUCGACGUCUUUUGGAUGUUUAUUUUGGUGCAGUUCGGUCCGGCCUUGAUCUGAACCAAUCAUAGACGUCUAGGUUUGGUUCAGAUUUUCUCCGGUCUGGACCAGCCUUUAUUUGGCCCAAACAUAGACGUCUAUAAAAUACGUCUUUGUCUCCCGAGUGGCGCAGUGGUCUAAGGCACUGCAUCGCAGUGCUAGCUGUGCCACUAGAGAUCCUGGUUCGCAUCCAGGCUCUGUCGUAGCCGGCCGUGACCGUGAGACCCAUGGGGCAGCGCACAAUUGGCCCAGUGUUGUCCAGGGUAGGGGAGGGAAUGGCUGGCAGGGUUGUAGCUCAGUUGGUAGAGCAUGGCGUUUGCAACGCCAGGGUUGUGGGUUCGAUUCCCACGGGGGGCCAGUAUGAAAAAUAUAAUGUAUGCACUCACUAACUGUAAGUCGCUCUGGAUAAGAGCGACUACUAAAAUGUAAAAUGUAUUUUCAACUUUCAUUCAGAAUAAAAAAUGAGCCUGAUUUCAACAUCCACAAAAUACAUAUUAUGAACGCCUGGAAAAUACCUAUUUUUAACAUCCGGAAAAUUUGUAUUUUCAGAACUGAAAAUGAACCUGAUUUCAACGUCCGGAAAGUACGUAUUUUCAACGUUCCGGAAAAAAUACCUUUUCAACGUCCUGGAAACUAUGUAUUUUAAACAUACGUAAAAUAGGUAUUUUCACCUUUCAUUCAGAACCUAAAUUGAACCUAACUUCAACGUCUGGAAAAUACGUCUUUUAUACGUCUUUUCAACAUCAUCUUGCUUACUGGGACUAUUCUAGUUUUGCAGGGGCACAUUUUUUGGUCUCACCUAGGGCUGCAGAAUGGAAAGGGCCUAUGUAUUGUCAAUUUUUUUUAUGAAUCCUGGGUUGAAUUGAAACAAUAGCGAUUGAUGACUUUGCAAAUGCUAUAUAGGCCUAAAUAGCAUCAUUGAUGGUAUGAGUGAUAAAGUAAGGUCACAUUUCAUUUGCUUUGUUAAGCCGAUCCUUUGGAAUGACUUCGAUAGCAACAGUGCAUUUAUUUAGUUUUUAAGUGGAGAUCUCUCAACAUUUAUUCUCAUGAUAGCACAUUGGUAAUUGUCAGUGACAAGUAUCAUAGCUAAGAAGGGCUUGGUUAAAACCCUGGAUGGGAGACCAAAAGAUAGCUGUAGAUAGAUCAACUUAGCGUUGAAGAGCUGACGUUAUUUUAAAGAUACAAAUUCAACAUAUUUUAUCCAAGGUUUGUCUAUGUUGAAAUUUGGUUACCAUGAUGACAUGAUGUUGAAAUUUCACCCUCAAAACAGCAGUUGAUAAUAUUUUUCAAAUCCAAGCUAUUUUCCACUUAGAUUCCACGUCACAAUACAUUGACAAAAAUUAAGUUGAAACAAUGUUGAUUCAACCAGUUUGUGCUGAGAUACAGAGAAACUGGUGCAUUAACCAGACCUCUUCAAUCACAGACCAAACUCUUUAGGUGCACUGUGUGUGUGUGUGUGUGUAUGUGUGGAGGCCUUGGGGCCUUGAAAUAGCCCUCUGGUGCAGUGUAGGUCUUAAAGCCCUGCCUCAUAAUGGCUCUGUAUGAAGGUCAUCCACACUGUUAGUGGAGAAGGGCUCCUAAUUGACUGUCUGGUUGAGGAGCGAGAGAGAGAGAGAGAGAGAGAUGGGGGUUGGAAGAGAGAGAGAAGUCAGAGAGAGAGAGAGAGAGGGAGAGAGAGAGAGAGAGAGAGAGAGAGAGAGAGAGAGAGAGAGAGAGAGAGAGAGAGAGAGAGAGAGAGAGAGAGAGAGAGCAAGGGAAGACAGGAAAAAAAGGAUAGAAAGAGUCACACAGACUUUCGACCAGGCCCAGCCCAGGCCAGGGGUCUCACUCCAAGGGUAUUGUUUACUAAGCGUUUGCUCUCUAGCAUUUCCGAUUCAGACACAUUUUAUAGUUCUGCAAUAGCUGUUCAGAGACGAAGGGAGGCAUGAUUGACUCCAACGAGAAAACACUGCAGCUUUUCUUUUUCCUGCUUUCUUUCAUUGUCUCUAACCAUUCCCACCCCUCUCUCUUUCAAAUCAAAUCAAAUCAAAUGUUAUUGGUCACAUGCGCCGAAUACAACAGGUGCAGACAUUACAGUGAAAUGCUUACUUACAGCCCUUAACCAACAGUGCAUUUAUUUUAACAAAAAAAGUAAAAAUAAAACAACAACAAAAAAAGUGUUGAGAAAAAAAGAGCAGAAGUAAAAUAAAAUAACAGUAGGGAGGCUAUAUAUACAGGGGGGUACCGGUGCAGAGUCAAUGUGCGGGGGCACCGGCUAGUUGAGAUAAUUGAAGUAAUAUGUACAUGUGGGUAGAGUUAAAGUGACUAUGCAUAAAUAAUUAACAGAGUAGCAGCAGUGUAAAAAGGAUGGGGUGGGGGGGCAGUGCGAAUAGUCCGGGUAGCCAUGAUUAGCUGUUCAGGAGUCUUAUGGCUUGGGGGUAAAAGCUGUUGAGAAGUCUUUUGGACCUAGACUUGGCACUCCGGUACCGCUUGCCGUGCGGUAGCAGGGAGAACAGUCUAUGACUAGGGUGGCUGGAGUCUUUGACAAUUUUGAGGGCCUUCCUCUGACACCGCCUGGUAUAGAGGUCCUGGAUGGCAGGAAGCUUGGCCCCAGUGAUGUACUGGGCCGUACGCACUACCCUCUGUAGUGCCUUGCAGUCGGAGGACAAGCAGUUGCCAUACCAGGCGGUGAUGCAACCAGUCAGGAUGCUCUCGAUGGUGCAGCUGUAGAAUUUUUUGAGGAUCUGAGGACCCAUGCCAAAUCUUUUCAGUCUCCUGAGGGGGAAUAGGCUUUGUCGUGACCUCUUCACGACUGUCUUGGUGUGUUUGGACCAUGAUAGUUCAUUGGUGAUGUGGACACCAAGGAACUUGAAGCUCUCAACCUGUUCCACUACAGCCCCGUCGAUGAGAAUGGGGGCGUGCUCAGUCCUCUUUUUUUUCCUGUAGUCCACAAUCAUCUCCUUUGUCUUGGUCACGUUGAGGGAGAGGUUGUUGUCCUGGCACCACACGGCCAGGUCUCUGACCUCCUCCCUAUAGGCUGUCUCAUCGUUGUCUGUGAUCAGGCCUACCACUGUUGUGUCGUCUGCAAACUUAAUGAUGGUGUUGGAGUCGUGCCUGGCCAUGCAGUCAUGGGUGAACAGAGAGUACAGGAGGGGACUGAGCACGCACCCCUGAGGGGCCCCCGUGUUGAGGAUCAGUGUGGCAGAUGUGUUGUUACCUACCCUUACCACCUGGGGGCGGCCCGUCAGGAAGUCCAGGAUCCAGUUGCAGAGGGAGGUGUUUAGUCCCAGGAUCCUUAGCUUAGUGAUGAGCUUAGAGGGCACUAUGGGGUUGAAUGCUGAGCUGUAGUCAAUGAAUAGCAUUCUCACGUAGGUGUUCCUCUUGUCCAGGUGGGAAAGGGCAGUGUGGAGUGCAAUAGAGAUUGCAUCAUCUGUGGAUCUGUUGGGGCGGUAUGCAAAUUGGAGUGGGUCUAGGGUUUCUGGGAUAAUGCUGUUGAUGUGAGCCAUGACCAGCCUUUCAAAGCACUUCAUGGCUACAGACGUCAGUGCUACGGGUCGGUAGUCAUUUAGGCAGGUUAUCUUAGAGUCCUUGGGCACGGGGACUAUGGUGGUCUGCUUGAAACAUGUUGGUAUUACAGACUCAGUCAGGGACAUGUUGAAAAUGUCAGUGAAGACACUUGCCAGUUGGUCAGCACAUGCUCGGAGUACACGUCCUGGUAAUCCGUCUGGCCCUGCGGCCUUGUGAAUGUUGACCUGCUUAAAAGUCUUACUCACAUCGGCUACGGAGAGCGUGAUCACAUAGUCAUCCGGAACAGCUGGUGCUCUCAUGCAUGCUUCAGUGUUGCUUGCCUCGAAGCGAGCAUAGAAGUGGUUUAGCUCGUCUGGUAGGCUUGUGUCACUGGGCAGCUCGCGGCAGUGCUUCCCUUUGUAGUCUGUAAUAGUUUUCAAGCCCUGCCACAUCCGACGAGCGUCAGAGCCAGUGUAGUACGAUUCAAUCUUAGCCCUGUAUUGACUCUUUGCCUGUUUGAUGGUUCGUCGGAGGGCAUAGCGGGAUUUCUUAUAACCGUCCGGGUUAGAGUCCCGUUCCUUGAAGGCGGCAGCUCUACCCUUUAGCUCAGUGCGGAUGUUUCCUGUAAUCCAUGGCUUCUGGUUGGGGUAUGUACGUACGGUCACUGUGGGGACGACAUCAUCGAUGCACUUAUUGAUGAAGCCAGUGACCGAUGUGGUGUACUCCUCAAUGCUGUCUGAAGAAUCCCGGAACAUGUUCCAGUCUGUGCUAGCAAAACAGUCCUGUAGCUUAGCAUCUGCGUCAUCUGACCACUUUUUUAUUAACCGAGUCACUGGUGCUUCCUGCUUUAGUUUUUGCUAAUAAGCAGGAAUCAGGAGGAUAGAGUUAUGGUCAGAUUUGCCAAAUGGAGGGCGAGGGAGAGCUUUGUAUGCGUCUCUGUGUGUGGAGUAAAGGUGGUCUAGAGUUUUUUUUCCUCUGGUUGCACAUUUAACAUGCUGGUAGAAAUUAGGUAGAACGGAUUUAAGUUUCCCUGCAUUAAAGUCCCCGGCCACUAGGAGCGCUGCAUCUGGAUGAGCGUUUUCCUGUUGAUUUAUGGCCUUGUACAACUCAUUCAGUGCAAUCUUAAUGCCAGCAUUGGUUUGUGGUGGUAAAUAGACAGCUAUGAAAAAUAUAGAUGAAAACUCUCUUGGUAAAUAGUGUGGUCUACAGCUUAUCAUAAGAUACUCUACCUCAGGCGAGCAAAACCUAGAGACUUCCUUAGUAUUUGAUUUUGUGCACCAGCUGUUGUUUACAAAUAUACACAGACCGCCACCCCUUGUCUUACCGGAGUCAGCCGUUCUAUCCUGCCGAUGUAGGGUAUAGCCCGCUAGCUGUAUGUUAUCAUUGUCGUCGUUCAGCCACGACUUGGUGAAACAUUGGAUAUUACAGUUUUUAAUGUCCCGUUGGUAGGAUAACCGUAAUCUUAGGUCAUCCAAUUUGUUAUCCAGUGAUUGAAGAUUGGCUAAUAGGAUUGAUGGAAGAGGCAGUUUACUCGCUCGCCGUCGGAUCCUUACAAGGCACCCCGAUCUACGUCCACGAUAUCUCCGUCUCUUCCUCACGCGAAUGACGGGGAUUUGGGCCUUGUCGGGUGUCUGCAUGAUAUCCUUUGCCGCCGCCUCGUUGAAGAAAAAAUCUUCGUCCAAUACGAGGUGAGUAAUCGCUGUCCUGAUAUCCAGAAGCUCUUUUUGGUUAUAAAAGACGAUGGCAGAAACAUUAUGUACAAAAUAAAUUACAAAUAACGCGGAAAAGCACACAUAAUAGUACAAAUGGUUAGAGGGCUGUAAAACGGCAGCCAUCUUCUCCGGCGCUGUUCAGACAGGGGGAUGUUACCUCCCACUAUGUACCCCUUUUAUCUCUUACUCUUACUCUUUUUAUCCCAUGUCCUCUUCAUUACAUCCCCCUCUCUGUGUCUCACUGCUAUUAAGGGAUUGUGAUGGUGAGAUAUUAUUGUGAGGUAGUAUAAUCUCUAUAGUAUUCUCUCUGCAGUUUAGUCAUGCUUAGCUGGCUCAUUUAAACCCACUCGACUGAGGAGAACAGAGAGGAGGAGGAAGAGGAUGAGGAGGAGAGAGCCGGAGACUACGGUUGAGUCUGCCUCCCUACAAAACACUCCGACACACUUCAAAUCUCUCCUUCUCUCCUCCUGUCUUCACUCCAUCAAUCCUCCUCGCCCUCCAUCUAUCUUCUCUGUGUUCUGUUGAAGGUUUGACUCAGGGUUAGUGGAUAGACACAGCAGGGGUCAGGAGAGCAUGAUUGGAGGUUUAUGUGUCUGUGUGUGCGUGUGUCUGUGUGUGUAUUAAUCAACACAAUGGGGUGAUAAAUUGGCUGAGCUGGAUCCUGAGGUCAACUAAUUAAAGCAUCCAGGGACAGAGCACCAACGCUGUGUGUGUGUCUGUGUGUGUCUUUGUGUGUGUGUGAAAUGUAUGGGUUAAACUGAAAAAACUAACAGACACAAACCAGCUCACAGUCUGAUGUCAAGUGUUCUGUCCACCCUGGCCUGCCCCCUCAUGUCAGUAGGCUGGUGAAGACUGCGGGCUGCAGGCAGGCAGGAGGCAGGAUACUAAUACAAGUGUCUGCCUCCUGAUAAUGGACUGCUUUGUUCCCUGACAGGCCUCCUAUCUCUCUCUGUGUGUGUGCGUGCGUGUGUGUGUGUGUGCGUGCCUGCGUUCGUGCGUGCAUGUGUGUGUAAAACUGGCAUUUUCUCAAAUGAAUCAGAAUCAAAAUAGACUGAACCAAAAUAUAAACGCAAAAUGUAAAGUGUUCGUCCCAUGUUUCAUGAGCUGAAAUAAAAGAUCCAAGAAAUGUUCCAUAUGCACAGAAAGCUUAUUUCGCUAAAAUUUUGUGCACAAAUUUGUUUACAUCCCUGUUAGUGAGCAUUUCUCCUUUGCCAAUAUAAUCCAUCCACCUGACAGGUGUGGCAUAACAAGAAGCCGAUUAAACAGCAUGAUUAUUACACAGGUGCACCUUGUGCUGGGGACAAUAAAAGGCCACUCUAAAAUGUGCAGUUUUGUCACACAACACAAUACCAUAGAUGUAUCAAGUUUUGAGGGAGAGUGCAAUUGGCAUGCUGACUGCAGGAAUGUCCACCAGAGCUGUUGCCAGAUAAUUUAAUGUAAUUGUUCAUACCAUAAGCCGCCUCCAACGUCGUUUUAGAGAAUUUGGCAGUAAGUCCAACCGGCCUCACAACCCCAGACCACAUGUAUCCACACCAGCCCAGGACCUCCACAUCCGGCUUCUUCACCUGUGGGAUGGUCUGAGACCAGCCUCCCAGACAGCUGAUGAAACUCUGGGUUUGCACAACCGAAGAAUUUCUGCACAAACUGUCAGAAACUGUCUAUGGGAAGCUCAUCUGAGUGCUCGACGUCCUCACCAGGGUCUUGACCUCACUGCAGUUCGGCGUGGUAACUGUCUUCAGUGGGCAAAUACUCACCUUCGGUGGCCACUGGCAUGCUGGAGAAGUGUGCUCUUCACGGAUGAAUCCCAGUUUCAACUGUUCCGGGCAGAUGGCGUCGUGUGGGCGAACGGUUUGGUGAUGUCAACGUUGUGAACAGAGUGCCCCAUGGUGGCGGUGGGGUUAUGGUAUUGGUAGGCAUAAACUACGGACAACGAACAUAAUUCAAUUUUAUCGAUGGCAAUUUGAAUGCACAGAGAUACCGUGACGAGAUCCUGAGGCCCAUUGUCAUGCCAUUCAUCCACUGCAAUUCCCUUAUGUUUUAGCAUGAUAAUGCACAGCCCAAUGUUGCAAGGAUCUGUACACAAUUCCUGGAAGCUGAAAAUGUCCCAGUUCUUCCAUGGCCUGCAUACUCACCAGACUGCUCACUCAUCACCCAUUGAGCAUGUUUGGGAUGCUCUCAAUUGACAUGUAUGACAGCGUGUUCAAGUUCCUGCCAAUAUCCAUCAACUUCGCACAGCCAUUGAAGAGGAGUGGGACAACAUUCCCCAGGCCACAAUCAACAGCCUGAUCAACUCUAUGACAAAUGGUGGUCACACCAGAGACUGUCUGAUUUUGUGAUCCAUGCCCCUACCUUUUUUUAAGGUAUCUGUGACCAACAGAUGCAUAUCUGUAUUCCCCAUCAUGUGAAAUCCAUAGAUUAGGGCCAAACAUCAACCUCAGGGGAUUCCCUGAAUCUUGGGGGAAUCCCCAAAGAACCCCUGGAAUGUACCCAAUGUUCCAGUUCCGGAAUUACUCAGCUGUUUCUCUCUGCUGUCUGCCUUCUCUCCUCUUCUCCUCUCCUUCUCUCCUCUUCUCCUCUCCUCUUAUCCUCUCAUCCGUGCUGAGAGUGUAGUGGCAAGGAGCGUAGCAUGGACGGGGAAUUAUGCUUACACAUAAGAGCUAAUUACCAUAGAGACAAACCCACCACGCCUCUCCCCGCUUGACGCUUCCUGCUCUCAUCUCGUCUGGUGGAGAUAGCAGCGGCAGCAGCAGCUAAAGUUGAGAAGUAUUCCCUCUGGGUUGGAGGCAGAGCUGCACACUGUACCGUACCGUUGGAGAGGAGAGAAAAGAUAGACAGUCUGCAGAAAUAUCUCUCUAAAGUCUAUGAUUAGUUUCUAUUUCAAUUAGACUAAAUGCAGCUUUAUUUGAUGAAUACUUACUACGCAGUCGUUUGUUAUGGAAGUCAACUUCUUUUACAGCAGUUCCGGGAAACUGUGUUUGUGUGUCUGUGUAUGAAUCACAUUGGUUAGAUGUGAGGGUAAGGGUUAAAGACUGGGGUGUCACUGAGGGAACGUCUCAAGUGACACCCUAUUUUGCCCCAGGAAAAAGGAACAUGGUGUAUCAUUUGGGAUGCAGUCUGAGGUUCUACUACACCCUGACCCCUGGUUGAACCCUACUAUGCCCUCCCCUCUCCUCCUAUCCACUCUUCCCUCCUCCCCACCCCAACCUCCCCUCUUCCCAACCAUUUAUGACUGAUACCAGCCCAGCUGUGCUGAGUCAUAAAGUCAAUUAGGUGUUGUUAGCUGAUACCAUCUCCCUGGACUGUUUCUACAUGUGUGUGUCAUGUGUGUGAUAUAUGCCUCUAGCUUUGUGUAUAUGCUGCCCUCUGACUCUAAAUGAUAGUGUUAAGAGCACAGCCCUAAAGCGAUUAUUAUAGUGUCAUUAUAGACUACAGGUCGUUUGUUAGUUACUUAAGUGUAUAUCUCAUUGAGCGUAGUAUUAAGGGUAUUCUUCUGACUCGGUUUAGAAUUGUUUAACAACAAUAACAAUUUCAGAGUACAAUAACAACAAUAACAAUUUCUCAGUCUGUAGCUACUCUUAAUUUGAUAGUGCUGCCAGUGUAGAGUGUAUGAUGUCCCAUAGUUUCUGUUAUAGACUCUACUGUCUGUUGUCACCAAUAAUGAAGAAGUGUCUCUCACCGUCCUGUCUGUAUGUCUCGAUAAGGCCCUCUACCUUCAGCCUAUCUGUCCCAUCACCUCCACGAGACCAAGGGAACACAGAAGAGAGGAAAACAGAGAGGGGCUCUGGGCUCUGGGCUUCCCGGCAAUGAUGGGGCACAGCGUCUGUGAACGAUCGCCUCUCCCCACAAACAAACAUUAGCAUUUUUAUUAGCAUAUCUAGACGCUGGCUGAGUGCAGUGGAUUAUUUACUGCCCCCCCCCCACCCCACUUGGGACUGGAAGAGAGAUCACGCUUGCUUCUUGUGGAAAAACAACCUUAUCUGAUAGUUUAUAGGUCAGUGUUGUGGUAUAAAAUGCUCACUUAUCAAACGCUGUGGUCAGAACAUAGUAUCGUUGAAGUUCAGUUACUGUUGAGGCUUCCAUAGUGAAGUUCAGUUAUUGUUGAGGCUUCCAUUGUGAGGUUCAGUUAGUGUUGAGGCUUCCAUAGUGAGGCUCAGUUAGUGUUGAGGCUUCCAUAGUGAGGUUCAGUUAGUGUUGAGGCGUCCAUAGUGAGGUUCAGUUAGUGUUGAGGCUUCCAUAGUGAGGUUCAGUUAGUGUUGAGGCUUCCAUAGUGAGGUUCAGUUAGUGUUGAGGCUUCCAUAGUGAGGUUCAGUUAGUGUUGAGGCGUCCAUAGUGAGGUUCAGUUAGUGUUGAGGCUUCCAUAGUGAGGUUCAGUUAGUGUUGAGGCUUCCAUAGUGAGGUUCAGUUAGUGUUGAGGCGUCCAUAGUGAGGUUCAGUUAGUGUUGAGGCUUCCAUAGUGAGGUUCAGUUAGUGUUGAGGCUUCCAUAGUGAGGUUCAGUUAGUGUUGAGGCUUCCAUAGUGAGGUUCAGUUAGUGUUGAGGCGUCCAUAGUGAGGUUCAGUUAGUGUUUAGGCUUCCAUAGUGAGGUUCAGUUAGUGUUUAGGCUUCCAUAGUGAGGUUCAGUUAGUGUUGUAACUUCAUGGCUGCCUGUGUGUUCUUUAUUAGGUUUGUCUGUCUGCAGGUCCCCAGGCAAAUCAGAUCGAUUGGAUCUCUGACCCUUCAGUUGUUUAUCAAUGACUGGGAAAUGACAGGCCUGGUUAAAUCACAUCACUCUUUCUGCUCUGGACUCUACUAAAACAGUCAGACAUGCAGUGAUACUGAUACAGUUACUGUGUGUGAGACACACCGGCUUCUCUGUGUGUGUGUGUGUGUGUGUGUGUGUGUGUGUGUGUGUGUGUGUGUGUGUGUGUGUCCUCCCUAGUCAGCAGUUUGCCUGAAAAGCCAUUUUGGUCCAGAUGGUUCAGAUCAUUUUCAAGUGCUGCAAAAUCUGCCCUUGAGCAAGGCACUGAACCCUAAUUGCUCCUGUAAGUUGCUCUGGAUAAGAGCAUCUAAAUGACAAAAAAAGAAAAAAAAGAAGUGUCACUUAAAAAGCUAACGCUAUAUAAAAUUAAUAUUUUUUCUCUCUCCUUCUUUUAUCCAACCUUCUAAUUCUCUCCCUCCCCCUCUUCUCUCUCCCGCUCUCUAUUUCUAUCUUCCAUUCUCUUUUUUAUUUUGAUCUCGCUCCUCUCCCUCUCCCCCCUCUCUGCAGGCAGCAUAGUGUACCUGGGGAUGAUGGUGGGGGCAUUCUUCUGGGGGGGUCUGUCGGACAAGGUGGGCCGUAAACAGUGUCUGCUUAUCGCUAUGUCUGUCAACGGCUUCUUCUCCUUCCUCUCCUCCUUCGUCCAGGGGUACGGCAUGUUUCUCUUCUGCCGCAUGCUCUCCGGCUUCGGGUGAGUGUUGUCCGUUUUGUUCUGUUCUAUUAUAUUAUAUUAUAUUCUACUCUACUCUAUUCUAAAAUACUCUAACCUUCUCUUCUCUAUUGUACUCUACUCUGUUGUGUUCUUUUCUAUUAAAUUCUACUAUACUAUACUACACACUUUUAUUCUUUUCUUUUCUAUUCUACUCUACUCUAUUCUACUCUAUUAUAGUCCUUUGUAAUAUGGCUUCCCACUGUCUUGAAGAACAGUUCAUUUCCCUUUGCUCUUCCAGAACACCAUUAAGUUCUACAGACAGCCCUGUUCUUGAACGCUCUGCUCCACUAAAAGUCUUCCAUGAUGACAUUGUGUUCUACUUGGUUGAGAGUUAGUGGUCUCCCACUCUUACUCUCUGUCGCUCUGUCUCUUAUCUCUCUCUCUCUCUCACUCUCUCUCUCUCUCUCUCUCUCUCUCUCUCUCUCUCUCUCUCUCUCUCUCUCUCUCUCUCUCUCUCUCUCUCUCUCUCUCCUCUCUCUCUCUCUCUCUCUCUCUCCUCUCUCUCUCUCUCUUUCUCUCUCUCUCUCUCCCUCCCUAUACACUCUUAGAAAAAAAGGUGCUAUCUGGAACCCUUUGGAGAACCCUUUGAAGAACCCUUUUUGGUUCCAGGUAGAACUAUUUUGAGGUCCAUGUAGAACCCUUUCCACAGAGAUUUCUACAUGGAACCAAAAAUAGUUCUAACUGGAACCAAAAAGGGUUCUCCUAUGGGAACAGCCGCAGAACCCUUUUGGAACCCUUUUUUCUAAGAGUGUAAUCCUCCAAAGUCAGAGAACAGGACAGGAGGUUAUUCUAACUGUCUGGCAUCAGCCCAUCCCCUGAGUGGGAGAGAGAAAGAACAGAGAAAAACACAAACGUUAGCUAAACAUUCGCAGCAGACUAAAUGUCCUUACAUUUCUGUUUUAUGAAUGAUUAAAAGUCUGUUUGUAGGUCACAAGAUGUUUCAGGCUUUGACAGUGGAAAGAAAAUGUAAAUUAGUAAAUUAAACAAGAAAAUAGGUAGAGACAUUGAUACUAGGUACAGACUUUUGCUAAAUAAAAAAAGGUCUGCAAAAAGAUGAAUAACCAGAUGAUAAAUAGAGACUUUGACAGAAUAAAUGCCCUUACCUCUUACCUAAUACACUCUCUGCAUGAUUAGCUGGUGAUUGUUGCACAUGAUUAUUCAUAGCCUGACCUGGCUCUCCGGUGGGUUUACAGUAAAAGUAAAUGUAAUUGAAUCUGAGACAGCCUGUUUUGACCUCAGGGGAUUCAUAAAUCACUGGACUGUUUCUAAAGCAGGGUUUCACUUGGACAGAGCAACACAAUAGAUUUACACUCAGCUGUGGUAGUACUGUGUGUGUGUGUGUGUGUGUGUGUGUGUGUGUGUGUGUGUGUGUGUGUGUGUGUGUGUGUGUGUGUGUGUGUGUGUGUGUGUGUGUGUGUGUGUGCGUAUGUGCAUGUGUGCGUGUGUGCGUCAAAUCAAAUCAAAUCAAAUGUUAUUUGCCAAACGCUCCGAAUACAACAGGUGUAGACCUUACAGUGAAAUGCUUACUUACAAGCCCUUAACCAACAAUGCAGUUAAAAAAUAAAUUUGUAAAAGUGUUAAGUAAAAAAUAGAUAAGUAAAAAAUAGAAAAUAGCAAAUAAUUAAAGAGCAGCAGUAAAAUAAAAUAACAGUAGGGAGGCUAUAUACAGGGGGUACCGGUACAGAGUCAAUGUGCGGGGGCACCGGUUAGUCGAGGUAAUUGAAGUAAUAUGUACGUGUGUGUGUGUGAGUGUGCGUGUGUGAGUGUAUGUGCGCGCGUGUGUGUGUAAGCAUGUGUGUGUGGUGUGUUCGCGCGUGUUCGUGCGUGUGUAUCAUAGACUUCACCUUACUGCAGCUCGACUCUACCAGUCAUACUUAUUGCCAGCAUACUCUAUCUAAUACAAUACCUGUCUUACUUUUAUUUCCAUGUCGAUUUAAAGAAUCUUCUCUCCUUCUCUCCUCAUCUCUUUAAUAGCCACCAGCUGGUGGUUUCCGCUGCUUGUCAGAGGAAUGAUAUCUACUACCAUUUGCAUAGAAUUGCUACACUUACAGGUAGCUUAUACUCACUUCCACUCUAUUCUCAAUAAGUAACUUUUAGGUUUCCCAGACAAGUCUCCAUUUUAUUCCCUUCCCAAACAAACCCAUCAAUAGAGACCCUAACAACAAAAGCAGCAGAAAUAGAUGGAUAAACAGUCAGUGAUGGAAAAAGUACCCAAUUGUCAUACUUGAGGAAAAAUCUAUAUAUACCUUAAUAGAAAAUGACUCAAGUAAAAGUGAAAGUCACCCAGUAAAAUACUACUUGAGUAAAAGUAUAAAAGUAUUUGGUUUUAAAUAUAGUAUCAAAAGUAAAUGUAAUUGCAAAAAUAUACUUAAGUAUCAAAAGUCAAAGUCAAAGUAUAAAUCAUUUCAAAUUCCUUAUAUUAAGCAAACCAGACGGCACCGUUUUUUUCUUUCUUUCUUUUUUCGGAUAGCCAGUGGCACACUCCAACACUCAGACAUAAUUUAUAAACAAAGCAUUUGUGUUUAUUGAGUCCGCCAGAUCAGAGGCAGUAGGGAUUACCAGGGAUGUUCUCUUGAUAAGUGUGUGAAUUGGACCAUUUUCCUGCAUUCAAAAUGUAACGAGUACUUUUGGGUGUCAGGGAAAAUGUAUGGAGUAAAAAGUACAUCAUUUUCUUUAGGAAUGUAGUGAAGUAAAAGUAAAAGUUGUCAAAAAUGUAAACAGUAAAGUGUACAGAUACCCCAAAAAACAACUUAAGUAGUACUUUAAAGUAUUUUUACUUAAGUACUUUACACCACUGUGGAUAAAUAAUAAUAUAUAAAUAGUUUGAUGUCUGUCGUACUGUGUUGCCAAUGGGACCAGAUGAAAGGCUGUUUGGCUGCUGACUGCUGGUUCCUCUGGUGGCCUAUUGAUUUGAUCAUCCACCAGAUCUCUCUCUCUCUCUCUCUCUCUGUCUCUGUCUCUGUCUCUGUCUCUGGUCUUCUGUCUCUCUCUCUCUCUCUCUAUCUCUCCUACUCUCUCUAUCAUCUCAUUAUUUCUCCUCUCUCUACUAUCUCUGUCUCUCUGUCUCUCUGUCUCUCUCUCUCUCUCUCCUCUCUCUCUCUCUCUCUCGCUCUCUCGUCUCUCUGUUUCCUCUGUCUCAUUGUCCUCUCGCUCCUCUCUCUCUCUCUCUCUCUUGUCUCGGUCUCUGUCUAUGUCUCUGUCUCUCUCUCUUCUCUCUCUCUCUCUCUCUCUCUCUCUCUCUCUCUCUCUCUCUCUCUCUCUCUCUCUCUCUCUCUCUCUCUCUCUCGCAACAAAAAAAACAUGUAUGCACUCACUAACUGUAAGUCGCUCUGGACAAGAGCGUCUGCUAAAUGACUAAAAUGUAAAUGUAAAAAUGUUCUGUCUUUCUGUUUCUCUCUCCAGACUUAGUCCCAUUACGUUAGAUGACAGCAGCCAUGUUAUUUCCUGAACUGCUCACACAAACUCACAUACAACACCAAUGACCAGACAUAUAGUGCUGACUAUAUUUCCCAUGUCUCCAUGCAGGAUUGGUGGGGCGGUGCCCAUCGUGUUCCCUUACUUUGCUGAGUUCCUGGCAAGGGAGAAGAGAGGAGAGCACCUGAGCUGGCUCUGCAUGUUCUGGAUGAUAGGAGGGAUCUACGCCUCGGCCAUGGCCUGGCUCAUCAUACCACACUACGGUGAGUGA
Molecule: messenger RNA, 33998 nt
Organism: Coregonus sp. 'balchen'
Lineage: Eukaryota; Metazoa; Chordata; Actinopteri; Salmoniformes; Salmonidae
Source: the annotation of a GenBank genome assembly